UUAGUUCGGUUUUAGCUCUGAUUCCGUGAGGACGCUCGCCAGAGGAACCGCUCCGCGUUCCGUUCCGUUAUUUGAUUCGGGGACCUCGCACGGGGCCUACCGUUCACCCACACUUCUGCAAGCGCAAGCACACACACACACACUCAGUCGUACGGGAAGCACUCGUGCCGCGAUUACAACGCCAAAUUAUCGAGUCUGCGCCAACAUCCAGCGGAUGGCAAGUGCGAAUCUUAAAGUGGCCAACUGGCAGUCCUAGACCAGGCCAAGAACCCCCUGCCACCGGUUUUAGUCGCCCCUGCCCUUCGGCGGUCAUGUGAACAGCCGCCACCAUGCGGCGCUAACCCGAUCCCAUUUCCAUUCUCAAUCCGGGUUCAAAUCGCGAUUUCGCGGGUGUGCCAAAAAUCAAAAGUCAGACAAAAAGUGCUCUGAAGUGGUGACCCCAAACAAAUGUGUCGCACCAACAGCUGGAGUGGCAGCAACGGUAACUGCUGCUCUUUAUAGUGCAACCUCGCGUUUUUUCUCAGCUCCCAGAACAGUCCGCUAAAAGCCAACAGAGCGAGCAUAACGGCCACAACAAUGGCUUUGCAGCAGCAGCAUCAGCGACAUCAGCAACACCAGCAGCAUCAGCAGCAACAGCAGCAGCAACAGCAGCAGCAGCACAUAAAGUGGCAGCAACAUGCAACAAAGCGACGACGCUGCCGUCAGCAUUGGAUUAAACAUCUUCAGCUCCUGCGCCUCCUGGCUGUCAUCGUCCUGGCCAGCGCCCCCGUCCCCAGCCACGCCCAGCAGCAGAAGUUCCGGACAACGCCGCACGACCUCCAGGUCCUGGAAGGAGCCGAGGCCAUGAUGCGUUGCGAGGUGGCCAACGUGGCCGGCGCCGUCCAAUGGACGAAGGAUGGCUUUGCGCUGGGCUUCUCGGCGGUCAUUCCCGGCUUCCCGCGCUACUCCGUGCUCGGCGACCGGAAGCAGGGCAUCUACAACCUGCGCAUCUCGAACGCCUCCAUCAACGACGACGCCGACUACCAGUGCCAGGUGGGACCGGCUCGGCUCAACAGCGCCAUCCGGGCCAACGCCAAGCUGACCGUCAUAUCUCCGCCAGCCUCGAUCGAGAUCAAAGGUUACAGCCACAAUUCCAAGGUGGAGGUGCGCGAGAACCAGGACCUGCAGCUCAAGUGCAUCGUGGCCAAUGCUAAGCCGGCGGCUCAAAUCGUCUGGUAUCGCGGUAACGUCGAGUACAAACCAGAGAAACGCGAGGACACUGUGGAGGAGUCGACGGCCAAGCGGUUCACGACCACGUCGAGCCUGAAACUGAAGCCAGGUCCAGAUGACGACUACACGGAGUACACGUGCCAGGCGAGGCACAAGGCUCUCUCGCCGGACAUGCCCAUGCGGGCCACCGUCCAACUGUCCGUGUUGUAUCCCCCAGGACCGCCCUACAUCGAGGGAUACUCAGCGGGCGAAACUCUGCGCCGCGGCCAGACGGUGGAGCUCAUGUGCCGGAGUCGAGGCGGCAAUCCGCCUGCCCAGCUCAUCUGGUACAAGAACGGAUCCCAGAUACGCAUGGCCUAUAGAACCUCUGGCCGAUUGUCCGAGAACAUCUAUACCUUCACCGCUGAGGCGGGCGAUAACAAGGCGCGAUUCCGCUGCGAGGCAAGCAAUGUGAUGUCCCAGAAUCCACUCAAGGCGGAGGUGGAGCUAUCCGUGCUGUUUGCACCCACCCACGUCACCGUAAUGGGACCCACCGAGGCGCGCGUCGGCGAUAUUGUGCCGCUGACAUGCACCACCGCGCCAUCGAAUCCGCCCGCCGAGAUCAAAUGGAUGGUGGGCGGGCGGCAGGUGCGCAAUGCCACCUCAAAGACGAUUGUCAGUCCCGAGGGCGGUUGGACGACCACCUCGAACAUCACCGCCGUCGUGGAGCCCAACAAGCGCUCCCUGGUCGUCAUCUGUCACGGACUGAACAUGCAGCUGACCGAGAACGUCGUGUCCACCCACACGAUCAAUGUGCUUUAUCCGCCUGCGCCACCAUUAAUUUCUGGCUAUAUGGAGGGACAAAUUAUCCCAGCUGGCUCGGUGCAAAAACUGCUCUGCGUUUCAUCAGGCGGCAAUCCGCUGGCGACGCUAACAUGGUACAAAAACGACAAAAGGAUAAACUCGGUCAUACGGGCGGCGGACAAAUCGGUGUCGGCCGAAAUCACCAUUCUGGCCAACGUGUCGGACAACCAGGCCCAGUACCGGUGCGAGGCCUCCAACAGCGCCACCGAGAUCCCGCUCUUUCAGUCCACCACGCUCAGCGUCCACUUUGCCCCGGAGACGGUCAAAAUACGCAUUGAACCGGAAGAACUGCGACCUGGCAUGGAGGCAACUAUCAUCUGUGACUCGAGCUCCAGCAAUCCGCCGGCGAAGCUGUCCUGGUGGAAGGACGGCAUACCCAUCGAAGGCAUUAAUAACACGUCCAAGCCGGGUCUCUGGGGCGGCACGGUCUCGACGCUAGAGUUCAGGGUGAACGUCACACAGGAAAUGAACGGCCAGGUCUACACCUGCCAGAGCGCCAACGAGGCUCUUCAGCGGAGCGCCCACGAGGCAGUCAGCCUGGAUGUCCUGUAUCGACCCAAGUUCGUGCCGCCGCCCUCGUCGACGGCGGUGGGCGUGGAGGGCGAAUCGCUGCAGGUGUCGCUCCAAACUCGGGCCAAUCCCACUCCAGUGACCUACAAGUGGACCAAGGAUGGCACCACAAUACCGCAGGACGGCGAUCAUCGCAUCUUUGCGGAUGGCGGCAGCCUGAACUUCACACGGCUGCAUCGGGAUGAUGCGGGAAUCUACUCCUGCAGCGCCUCAAACUCGCAGGGAGGAGCCACCCUUAACAUCACUGUCGUUGUGGAAUACGGAACCACCAUUAAGUCGGUGUCUGAGAACAUCGUCGUCAAUCCUGGCGAGGAUGCAAUGCUCUCCUGCACCGUGGAGGGCAAACCACUGACCGAGGAGCACGUAAAGUGGGAGCGAGUUGGUUACGACAUGACCGUGAAAACAUCGACGACCUUCGCGAACGGCACCUCUUACCUGCACAUCAAGGACGCGAAGCGGGAGGAUGUAGGCAACUUCCGGUGCGUGGCCGACAAUCGUGUGGACAAUCCAACUAACCGCGAUAUCCUUCUGAUUGUCAAGUUUGCACCUGAAAUCGCCAAGACUCCCACGCUCUUGCGGGCUGCCAGUGGGACGGGGGAACGUGGUCGUCUGCCUUGUCGGGCACAGGGUUCGCCCAAGCCGCAGUUCAUCUGGCGGCAGGACAAGAAGGACCUGCCCAUCAACCGCACGUACAAAUACGAGGUGGAGGAGCGCAAGAUUGAUUCGCUGACCUACGAGUCCACCCUCAUCGUGGACAAAGUGGCGCCCGCGGACUACGGAGCUUAUGAGUGCGUGGCCAGAAACGAAUUGGGGGAAGCGGUGGAGACCGUGCGCCUAGAGAUCACCUCGCAGCCUGACCCACCCCUCAGCCUGAAUAUCCUGAACGUCACCCACGACACAGUCACUUUGGCUUGGACUCCGGGAUUCGAUGGUGGCCUUAAGGCCUCCUACCGAGUGCGUUAUAGGAUGGCCGACCGCGAGCAGUACAAAUACAUCGAUGGCCUGCCCAACAGCCACAAGCUGACCAUCGGCGGGCUGCGCAUGAAUACACUCUACCUGUUCUCGGUGAUGUCCUGGAACGAGCUGGGCCAGAGCUCCUACCUGCCGGAUUUGGCGCGGGCGGAGACCAAAGAAGCCCCGCCCCCCUCGCAUCCGGCCUCGUCGCUGGGAGGCGGACCGCCGACCACCAGCCAGACGCCGCUGGGCGGCACAUCGGGCAUGCUCCUGGUGGGCGUGGGCGCCGGCAUCGUCGUUGUCCUGCUCAACGUGUUUGUCAUCGGCUGCUGCCUGCACAAACGGAACGAGAAGCGCCUCAAGCGAGGACUUGAACUGAUGCCAGCCGAGUUAACCGAGGACUCCAGCAAUACACCGAAUUUGGUCAUAAUUGGCAUCUCUCUGGCGGCAUUCGGCUUCCUCCUGGUCAACGCGUCGCUGGUUGCCUGGUUCUUUGUGCAUCAGCGCCGCAAGAAAGUGGCGGAAACUACAAAUCAACCGGCAAAAACGGCAACCAUCGAGAUGUACGCGCCCAGUUCGUAUAAUGACACCGUUACCGGCGAGACGCUGUCCAGCGUUUCGGAGAAGAGCGAGUCGUACUCCAAUGAGGGCAGCAGCCAACCGGAAUAUAUUGACGAGGUGCGCAAGAAGGCGGCGUCCACGUAUCUCGUCGAGGGCUCGGAUAUGCCGCCGCCCAGAUAUCAGAAGGAUGGCACCCUGCCAGUCAUCUAUCCGAAUAAUGUUGUGAACGCCUGUACACUGCCGCAUCCGAGGCACAAUAAUGGCAGCGCCGCCAUCCACAUGACCCGGGAUGAUCAGAUGCUAAUCAGCAAAGGCGUUUAUAUUCCGUCCCCGUCUCCGGCGCCUCCACCAGAUGGGUCCUACUACAACAUGAACAGUGACAGAUACUUGUCCUAUCCGCCAAUGGAAUACCCAGCAGCCCUGGACUUCACCGCCCAGCCGAUGCCCAUGGCGCACCUGCAACCCAUGACGGUGACCUCGCUGGCCACCAAUGGUGGACCCACGCUCAUCGGCAACGGAUCGGUGGCAGCGGUGGCCGGCGGUUCAGGCACCUUGCGGCGUGGGAUUCUUCGCGGAGUGGUAGGCGUGCCCCAGCCUGAUGUCACCCACCACACGUCGACGGUGGGCGGUAGUCCGAUGCAGAUGCUGCACGACCUGCAUCCGGUGAACCUCAGCGCUUCGACGCUCACCACCAGCACCACACUGAAUGGCAGUCUGCCGACGGCCACCGCCACGCUGCCACGCCAGCCACACGGCAUCCUGAAGGAUCCCAAUCGCAACAAACAGCAGCAACAGCAGCAGCAGCAGCAGCAGCAGCAGCAGCAGCUUCAGCAUCAGCAGCAGCUGCUGAACGCCAGCCUGGUGGGCGUGGGAGUGCCGGUGUCGGCGCCCCUGGGCAGCCUGCAGAUCCUCAACCUGCCGCCGGCGAGCGGUGGACUGGGCAACAACUUGCUAAUGACUACCAACGCCUUCGACCCGACGACGGUGGGCUUGAGCAGCUUCGGCGCUGUAAGCCAGGCCGGCGGCAUACCGGUGGCCUACACAGAUGCGGACGGACACCUCGUAUAGCUGUAGGCUGGAACUGGGGCCAUCAUCAACAGCAGCAGCAGUAGCACCAGCUGCAGCACCACCGUGCGGAUACUCUCCGGCAGUGAGCCCCGGUUCUGAGCAACCAUGUCGCCCUGGACAUCAUCCAACACCAGCAUACCCGUAACUGUAUCCAACCUACUCGCAAGGAUGUAGCUAGUUUAGGAGCUUUCUCUUCGGCAUCUCGGUCCGCCUGAUUUCCCCUGUCCGGCAGCCACAUCCACUUGCCAUUGCCAUUGCCAUUACCUUAUUCAAAUCAGCCAGCGAAUUAGUUUAUGUAAAUUUCCACCCAGUUCUUACGGCUUCCCGUCAAUGUGGGUGUUUAUUUAGAUAAGGAUUCCGAGGAGGCACAGCCACUGUGGGGGUGAGCAUAAUUUCGCAGAGAGUUUUACUAAUUAGCCGGCAGCAGGAGCAACGGGAGUAGCAGGAGAAGGCGAAAAUAAUUUGAAAUUUCCUUGGGUGGAAAGCGCGAAACGGUCCAGAUCCGUUUGACAGCUCCCAGGGGCGUGCUUCGGCUCAAGUCGGCUGGGCACGUGAUUGCCCUGGACGGCGCCGGCAGCCAUGGACGUCGAAAGUUGAAGGUUGACAGCCGCUAGCUGCCCGGCGACCCCCAGCCCCAAUCACAUCCCCAUCUCCAUCCCAGAUCAAGAUCCCGAGAAGCGAGUGCUAGAUUUGCCACCUCCCCUAAAAUGGGGCAGAUGGAAAAUCUGGGAGUGGAAUGGGUUGCUGGUUGCUGUGUCGCAACCACAGUGGAGCCUACUUAACUCAAACCACUCGACAAUUAAACACUUUAGGUGCGGGAAAUUUUAAUUGCAUAAAUGUGGGUUUAUUACAUUUCUUAUUGCGCCAAAUGGGGUUUGGCUUUCCUUUAAAUAUUUGAUAAAUUUUAUAUAAUUUAAAAUUGGAUUGGAGAAUAGCACUUAGGCCCUUUUAAACAGGAUUCACCAAGAAAUCCGAUUAAAAGACUUUAAGCAACAGGGUUUUUGCACUAUUCCUGGUGAAUGUUAGCUAGGAAAAAUCAAAGCUUUGCCAAGGUUAUGCCUUGGAAUUUAAGUUAUCCAGCUUCUUGACUCCGUCUUCUUUUAUCCGCAUAUCGCAAAGAUAUAGAUGAGAGCCGGCCACGCCCAUGGAGCCAUUAUAUGCAGAAGCUGGCUGUAUCUCUAUUCCAUCCAACUGGCAUUCGAGUGGCGCUGCCGCCCAUAAACAGUUUUCAUUUGCCACUCGUCGCAGCUCAGCGAGCGUGACAUACCAAUCCUGGCCUGCGUUGCCAUUAGCUCUUAGCUUCAGUUCGAGGCCAGAGGAGUCCCGGAAUCCCAAGGACACUCGGCGCUGCGCACACCCCCCCCCCCCCCACUCAUCCACCCGCUACAUUCUCAGCCACAUCCGUAUCUUUGACUUUGUAGCCAAGUUCUUGAGAUCCUCGAGCGCCGUGCAUAAUUGCCAGCAGCAUUGUGUGGAUUUUAAUAUUCAUUUGGCUGUAAUUGCUGGAUUCGGGUCGGGAUCGGGGGAGUGCACUACUAUUGCAGCUGCUAGUCCUUAGUGGAUUAUCGCAAAUGAAUAAAUGCCCUGAUUUCGGGCAUAGAUGGAGAAGGAUACAAAGAAUGGCGGAGCAGGAGAAGCUGGUGGAGCUGGAGGAGCAGAAGGGGCCUUGCGCAAACACAGAGUGUGUAAUUAAAAGUGAAAUUAUCUUUGAAAUUAACUCACGCGUAGACAAAGACGAAGGCAAUUGCGAGGAGAAUGGGAAAGCGGAUGGGAAAAGAAGAAAAAUGCGCGGAAAACUGAGGAUGAAAUUAAGAAUGAAGAUGGGGCAACUUUGUGUGACGGCACACAUGGGUGUGUCUUCAGCUGUGGGAUUUUCCGCUAUUGAGUAAUGGCGAUGGCAGUGGCCAGAUAAAAGUUAAAUGAGCGGGAAAAUAAGGAGCAUUAUAGUGCAGAGUCGGGCAAAACCUGUUGUAUUCGGUUGGGUUGUGCUUUUUGGAAGGGAACACGCUGGAGAACGGAAGGUGGCCAAAGGACAGUGGCAGUCAGGACCCUCUCUAUACCGAUAUGUGAAUGUAUAGCUUGUACCCAACUCAACGAGCAGUGCUGCCAAAUUGCAUUAAUAUUUAGCAUUUAACUGGAUCUGUAGCCCUAAGUAGCUAAGCCGAAACAAUUUCGAAAUCACUACUCACUCACUCAAUCAGCAAGCCAAAACCUUCAAAUUGUACAAUACUACUGGGCGGAAGCCGAAACGCCAGGAUGCCGAUUAGGGAUAAAUAAUUAACGAUUAAAAGGACAAAUGCAGGUAUAUCGAUACACACACAGGCACACGGAGAGUCAUUGCAAUUCAUAGACGUAAAACGUAGCGUACAAUUUCGCAUCUCUUUAAUCUUAGAUCCUAUCCCAGCAUACCCACUAGAAGAUUGGAGCUUGGCGGGUCAUUCCCGACAUAUGUAUACAUAGGAAUAACCGACUCGCUGUUUUCUUAGGGAUAACUAUUGAUUGCACUCGAACUAAAUACUCCACGAGACAGCUCUGUGCUCCUCGCAAAUCUUGUAUGUCUUCCCCAGCUUGUCCUGACCACUGUUGAAUGUCCUUGGUUCGAUACGAAUUACGUAUUCAUAGUUACACAUACAUACUUUAGUUUAGACCUAGCGCACUUGUCGGUGGAAGUGAAUAAGACUUAUUGUAGAUAAUUACGUUUAAAACAAUUAACAAACACGAAAUCAAGUUGUUCAAUUUGUAUUUUUGCCAAAGAGAUAUUUGUUAAACAAAGAACCGAUAACUUGCAGCUAGAUUAUGUGUGUGCUUGUUUUACUCCACUGUGUUUAAUUGUUGUACGAUUAAAUUAUAGUCUCUAUGCAUAUGCUUAAUUUGGGUAAUCCCCCCCCCCCCUCCACACACACACACACACCCCUGCCCGUCAUUCGACCUUAACGUUAACGUAGCAUAAUUGGAACAGCGGCUGAAGGCGACGACACACAAGACUUGAAUACCGAAUCUAGGCUAAUCUUAAAUGUUAAAUGCUAAUGAAAACCGAAUUCGAAAUCGAAAUAAAAAUCGAAUUCGAAAUCGAACACGAAAUAGAAACUUAUGUCGGUGUGCGUGUGUAUAGAGCGAAUUAUUUGCCAGUGGAUGUGAAUGUUUUUAUGACACUAACUGAGUUAUGUAUUUUAUGUAGUCUGUAUGGGUAUAUCUAUAACUAAAAUUAACUGAGAGCAUUGUACAGCAGUCGAGGAGACAAACAAUAAUUAACAAGGCGUAAGUUCAUUCGAAAAGAAAACGAAUAUAAAUAUUAAUUAAACGCAUAGUUUAUAAACUCAAAGCAUAAGCCGCCACUCAGAAAACUGUAUAAAACGAGAAGAACAAGUUCUUUGAAAAAAAAAAAACAAGAUUGAAAAAAUAUGAAAAUAAUGCAUAUGAAACCUACUGCAUUUUUAAAAAAGAUCUGUUAACAAAUGAAUAAUAAAACCAUAAAACGAUGAAUACCAA
Messenger RNA from Drosophila melanogaster (fruit fly), 8694 nucleotides. RefSeq names its product sticks and stones (gene sns). Gene Ontology annotation, biological process: cell differentiation; anatomical structure morphogenesis; animal gross anatomical part developmental process. The coding region runs from base 577 to 5205 and encodes 1542 amino acids. The record is from RefSeq and is marked reviewed. Gene Ontology annotation, cellular component: membrane. The transcript is spliced from 22 exons. Lineage: Eukaryota; Metazoa; Arthropoda; Insecta; Diptera; Drosophilidae.